Arabis nemorensis is the source of this 813-nucleotide messenger RNA. The record is from the annotation of a GenBank genome assembly. NCBI's taxonomy places the organism in Eukaryota, Viridiplantae, Streptophyta, Magnoliopsida, Brassicales, Brassicaceae.
AUGAUCGUCACUCCCACGAUCCCUCAAUCUCAGGCUUACCACGAUUUCGCAGAUCAACGAACCUUCUUCGGGAUUCCAAGUGCUCUGAACGUCAUCUCCAACUUCCCUUUCCUCAUCAUCGGCCUUGUCGGUCUCGUACUCUGCUUUUACCCAGAUGAUUACUUCAGAUUUAGUUUGCGAGGUGAGAAAUUGGGAUGGACUUGCUUUUUCGUCGGUGUUACUGCUGUUGCGUUUGGAUCUUCUUACUAUCAUCUCCAUCCAGACGAUGCACGACUCGUCUGGGAUCGACUUCCCAUGACUAUUGCUUUCACAUCAAUCAUGGCAAUAUUUGUAAUCGAGAGGAUUGAUGAGCACAAGGGUACUUACUCCAUUGUCCCUUUGCUUCUCGCUGGCCUUGUUAGCAUUUUGUAUUGGAGGUUUUUCGAUGAUCUUCGUCCGUAUGCUUUAGUCCAGUUUGUUCCCUGCAUUGUUAUUCCGUUGAUGGCUAUUCUAUUGCCUCCAAUGUAUACGCAUUCGACGUAUUGGCUAUGGGCUGCAGGAUUUUAUCUCUUAGCCAAGGUGGAAGAAGCUGCAGAUAAGCCGAUAUAUAGCUGGACGCAUCAUAUUAUUAGUGGGCAUUCUAUAAAGCAUUUGUGCGCCGCUAUGGUCCCUGUCUUCCUUACUCUCAUGCUUGCAAAAAGAACCGUUCAAACCGAGAGGAUUAGCCUGUAUAAGACAUGGAAGAUAUCAUGGACAAGGAGUAGAGGGAAGGGAUCUGAGGAAGAGAGCUUCGAGUGUACGUACUCCAAUGUAGCAGUCGAAGAGACGCGGUAG